Saprolegnia parasitica CBS 223.65 is the source of this 341-nucleotide messenger RNA. RefSeq lists its product as hypothetical. NCBI's taxonomy places the organism in Eukaryota, Oomycota, Saprolegniomycetes, Saprolegniales, Saprolegniaceae. The annotation marks the transcript as partial. The record is from RefSeq and is a predicted model, not a curated record. The transcript has a single exon.
AUGGCAGCGCGGAAUGCUUGCAUGGUGGCAUGGCUCUUCCUCGCCAUGACGAUGGUCUCGUCCUUGAUGGUGGUCGUGCCGGGCCGGUCGAAGGAGUGCUUCAUCGAGUACGUCAAGACGAAGCGCACGGCCUUCCUGCGCAUCGCGGUGGUCGAGAGCCAGGAUCUGUACGACAUUCGGCUCACGGCGUAUGGCCCGUUCGCGACGCCGCCAACCGAAGAGCAGGCGGACAUGAACUUCUUCAAUUCGCUCGUGACGACGACGCCGCCCAACGAGAACUCGAACGACGUCCAGCACAACGGGUUCAACUUUGACACGGAGCACCGCGGUGGGUGGUACAA